Pieris macdunnoughi is the source of this 1383-nucleotide messenger RNA. Lineage: Eukaryota; Metazoa; Arthropoda; Insecta; Lepidoptera; Pieridae. The record is from the annotation of a GenBank genome assembly.
AUGUUUUUUAAAUUUAAUGGAAGCGGACAUACCCUAUGGCAGUGGCUGUUUGGAAUUAUUGGAUCGUUAGGAUACCUUCUCUACGGCCUAGAGGCAGCCUGGCUGUCUCCAAUGACAAAGUACCUACAAUCCACUGAAUCCCCCUUGGGAUAUCCCCUUUCCAACUAUGCCAUAUCCUGGAUCGGUAGUAUUAACUGCUUCGCAUCAGCGUUUUUCGUCAUACCGUUCUCCUACUCUGCUGAUAAAUUCGGCAGAAAAUGGAUUGUGAUUGCUACUGUUACUCCAAGCAUAAUUUCCAUACUUCUGAGACUUUUUGUACGAAACCUAAUAGUGUUGCUUAUAGCGCGGGCCCUCGUCGGCAUAGCGGGUGCCGGCAUCUUUGUUGUGAUACCGAUAUAUGUGCGUGAAUUGUGCCAGACUAAUUUAAUAGGUACCAUAGGAUCUUUGGGCGCCCUUUUACAAAAUAUUGGAAUUGUUUUAAUGUAUCUCCUCGGAGCAUACUUCGAUUAUCAUACGUUGCUGUGGAUCUGUUUAGCUUUUAACGUUUUUAUGGCGACAAUGAUGAUAUUUGCUCCUGAAUCACCAGCGUAUCUCGUCAAACGUGGCCAUAUUGAUAAAGCAUAUUCAACUGUAGCGUUUCUCAGAGCAGUUAAUGAAAACAAUGCCAUUGUGAAAAAUGAAAUAGAACAUAUACAACGAAAGGAGGAGGAAUAUAAAAAUAUACCUCGGCUGGGUUAUAGGGAAAUAUUUAAAAACAAGUCCUGGCGCAACGGUUUUAUAAUAAUGAUGCUCGUCUGGACCACAUAUGGAUGGAAUGGUGCCCUCACGAUCAUUACUUACGCUUCAGCUGUACUUGAGGCCACCGAUUCUAACAUUAAUAUCAGCCCGGAAAUACAAUCCAUCAGCUUUCCCGUUGUAUCGAUUAUUGCUGCCUUUACUUUGACCAUCGUUGCUGAGAGGUGUGGAAGAAAGGCUCUUCAUGCAGGAUCUUAUGCUCUAUCUGGGUUAUCCUUUAGUCUACUUGGAGGAGCAAUGCUGUGUCAAAAACUGGGCUACAUGAUUCCUGGCUGGCUCCCAAUCACGUGCAUGAUUAUCGCAGUUGCCAUGUUUUCUAGUGGAGUCAGGUCUCUUCCAUUUAUUAUAUGCCUCGAGAUGUUUAAUUUUCAGGUUCGAGCACAAAUCACAGGAAUCAUACAAACGUAUGGAUGGGCUAUGGCAUCGACACAACUUCUGGCUUUUCCCACACUUAUUGAAACUUUUGGUCUUCAUGUAAGUUUCAUCAUUUUCGGUGUAAUCAAUUUUACUGGGAUGGUGAUUGCUCUUGGUAUACCAGAAACUAGAGGCAUAUCUGAAGAAGAAAUUUUGAGAAAAUUAAACAAAUAA